This is a messenger RNA of Microtus oregoni (creeping vole), 4186 nucleotides long. It is a transcript of the gene Xiap, whose product is annotated as X-linked inhibitor of apoptosis. NCBI's taxonomy places the organism in Eukaryota, Metazoa, Chordata, Mammalia, Rodentia, Cricetidae. The transcript is spliced from 7 exons. The record is from RefSeq and is a predicted model, not a curated record. Bases 157 to 1647 code for a protein of 496 amino acids. Gene Ontology annotation, cellular component: nucleus; cytoplasm.
GCCCGCUGGGAAUGCUGGACUGGGCUCCUUGUCCAAAGUUCCCGGGAUUGAUCCUGGAAGCCGUGGGUAGGGUGGCCGGCUUCAAGCUUUCGGGUCAGCCUCCUUAAACUUCGUGACACCUAAGAAAAGGUGGUCAAGUCCUCUUUUCAAGAGAAGAUGACUUUUAACAGUUUGGAAGGAUCUAGAACUUGUGUACCUGCAGACACCAAUAAGGAUGAAGAAUUUGUAGAAGAGUUUAAUAGAUUAAAAACGUUUGCUACCUUUCCAAGUAGUAGUCCUGUUUCAGCAUCAACAUUGGCACGGGCAGGGUUUCUUUAUACUGGUGAAGGAGAUACUGUGCAGUGCUUUAGUUGUCAUGCAUCAGUAGAUAGAUGGCAAUAUGGAGACUCAGCUGUUGGAAGACACAGGAAAAUAUCCCCAAAUUGCAGAUUUAUCAAUGGUUUUUAUUUUGAAAACAGUGCCACACAGUCUACAAAUCCUGGUGUCCAAAAUGGCCAGUACAAAGCUGAAAACUAUGUGGGAAACAGAAAUCAUUUUGCUCUUGACAGACCAUCUGAGACUCAAGCUGAUUAUCUUUUGAGAACUGGACAGGUUGUAGAUAUUUCAGACACCAUAUUCCCGAGGAACCCUGCCAUGUGUAGUGAAGAAGCCAGACUGAAGUCAUUUCAGAACUGGCCAGACUAUGCCCAUAUAACCCCCAGAGAGUUAGCUAGUGCUGGCCUCUACUACACAGGGAUUGAUGAUCAAGUGCAGUGUUUUUGUUGUGGUGGAAAACUGAAAAAUUGGGAGCCCUGUGACCGUGCCUGGUCAGAACACAGGAGACACUUUCCCAACUGCUUCUUUGUUUUGGGCCGGAAUGUUAAUGUUCGAAGUGAAUCUGGUGUGAGUUCUGAUAGGAAUUUCCCAAAUUCGACAAUUUCUCCAAGAAAUCCAACCAUGGCAGAAUAUGAAGCACGGAUCAUUACUUUUGGAACAUGGAUAUACUCAGUUAACAAGGAGCAGCUUGCAAGAGCUGGAUUUUAUGCUUUAGGUGAAGGUGAUAAAGUGAAAUGCUUUCACUGUGGAGGAGGGCUCACAGAUUGGAAGCCAAAUGAAGACCCUUGGGAACAGCAUGCUAAAUGGUUUCCAGGGUGUAAAUAUCUAUUGGAUGAGAAGGGGCAAGAAUAUAUAAAUAAUAUUCAUUUAACCCAUUCUCUUGGGGAAUCUUUGGUAAGAACUGCUGAAAAAACACCUUCACUAACUAAAAGAAUCGAUGAUACCAUCUUCCAGAAUCCUAUGGUACAAGAAGCUAUACAAAUGGGAUUCAGUUUCAGGGAUAUUAAGAAAACAUUGGAAGAAAAAAUCCAAACAUCUGGGAGCAGCUAUCUAUCACUUGAGGUUCUGAUUGCAGAUCUAGUGAGUGCUCAGAAAGAUAAUACACAGGAUGAAUCAAGUCAGACUUCAUUGCAGAAAGACAUUAGUACAGAAGAGCAGCUAAGGCGCCUACAAGAGGAGAAGCUUUGCAAAAUCUGCAUGGAUAGAAAUAUUGCUGUGGUUUUUGUCCCUUGUGGACAUCUGGUCACUUGUAAACAAUGUGCCGAAGCAGUCGACAAAUGUCCCAUGUGCUACACAAUCAUUACGUUCAAGCAAAAAAUUUUUAUGUCUUAAUGCAGAGCCACAGUAGGCAUGUUAUGUUCUUCUUACUCUAAUUGAAUGUGUGAUGUGAGCAAACUUUAAGUAAUCAGCAUUGCAUUCCAUUAGCAUCUGCUCCCAAGUGGAAACAAAUGUUAACAGCACUGUUGCAGUCUAAACUUUGAAUUUCUAAAUCUUUUAGGCUAUUAGCUAUAUUGUUUAUCCAGUAUUUUACUCAAUUGAAACCUUAGACAAAGAAGCAUUUAAUAUUAUAACAUUUUACCUUGUGUAUUUGUAAUAUACCGGUUUGAUUUUUAUGUGGAAGUGAAUUAAUCACCUACAUUUUUUCAUUCCUUUCAGAUAAGCUUAAUAAAUGGGGUGUUCUGUAUAAGCAGGGAGAUUUCAGUUAAUCUGCCCAAUCACUUAAUUUGUUUAUUAUGAACAGGGAAGAACUGUUUCACACUGGUGGGAGGAUAAACAUUGUUUGUAGAUGUUUGUCCGUGUUUUAGGAUUUUGUCUGUUUCCUUUCAAAAUUAUAAACGUACUUGUAUGAAUGAUUUUUUAAAAGUGAUUUUGCCAUCUCCCAAAAGCUAUUAAAUGAUAGACUACUAUCUAACUAGCAUAUACUAACAUGGAAAGACAACAAAGAUACAGUAAGUGUAAAAUACAAAUGGCAAAACACUAUGUAUAGUUUGAGUCAAAUCAAGGUGUGUGAAUUUUUAUCUGUACAGGACAAAAAAGAUUUGGAAAGAUAUGCAUCACACUCUUAAAUAUGUUUUUUUUUCUUGAGGGGGUGGGGGCAUGGGUCUUAGGGGGGCUUAUAGGUGCCCUUCUUUUUUUAUUGUUUGAAGUUUAUAUAACUAUGUAUUACUUUUAUAUAAUCAUAAUUUUUAGAAAAUAUUUUACUGAUUUAAAGGCUUAGGCAUGUUCAAACGUCUGCAAAACUACUUAUCGCUCAGUUUUAGUUUUUCUAAUCCAAGAAGACAGGCCAGUUAAUUUUCUGGUGCCAAUGUGAAAUUUAAAUGUUUUUGUUUUACCUGCUUUGUGGAUGAAAAAUACUUCUGAGUGGUAGUUUUCUGACAGGUAGACCAUGUCUUCUUAUCUUUUUUCAAAAUAAAUAUUCCUGAUUUUGUAAAAUUAAAUAUAAAAUAUGUCUCAGAUCUUCCAAUUAAUUAGUAAGGAUUCAUCCUUAAUCCUUGCUAAUUUAAGCCUGCCUAAGUCACUUUACUAAAAGAUCUUUGUUAACCCAGUAUUUUAAACAUCUGUCUGCUUAUGUAGGUAAAGUAGAAGCAUGUUUGUAUGCUGCUUGUAGUUUUAGUGACAGCUUUUCAUGUUGAGAUUCUCAUGUCAUUUUGUGUCCUGAAAGUUUCGUUUCAUGUGAGUUUUUACUGUUAGGAUGAUUAAGAUGUAUAUAGUACAGAAUGUUAAGUCUCUGAUUGUUUUAUGUUUGUUUCUUGGCUAGCAAUGGUAGUAAAUACUUUUAAAACUAUUUUCUCAAGAUCCUUAAAACCUCUUGGAAAUUGUAGCAUACUGACAAGAGUAGUUGUUUAAGUAUGAUUUAACAACUUAUGUAAGAGUCAGUAAGAAUAAAAUCAAGCUAAAAUGCUUCAUAGAACACAGGAUUUACCUUAAAUAAUUAUCAUGAUAAGACCUCUUAUAGAGACUGGUCUAUUUUACUACAAAGAACAGUUUGGGAGUGAAACUGUUACAAUUUAGACUUUUUGUUGUAUUUUCUAAGAGAAAGAGUAUUGUUAGGUUCUCCUAACCUCUGUUGACCACUAUGGUAAGUGAUGUCAUUUUAAUUGCAAAUUUAAAUAGAAAUUAACAGAAUUAAGUAAAUGACUACCCUUUUUUCUCUUUCCUUUUUCCAUGAAAAUCCUUAGUUCUUUGUAUUGUCUCCUACUUAGGUUCAGUUAUAUAGUCAUUAAGUUGAGCUUGAUCUAAAUUGACUAAGUUUUAAAUUUAAAUUUACAUUUAAAGCAUUCUACAAGGGGAUGAAAGUGUUGAUUUUAAGAAAAUUUUUCUAAGACUCUAAGGUACAAGUCACGUAGGUAGUUUGUUUAAUCUAGUUGUUAGCCAAGGAUUCAAGGACUGAAUUGUUUUUGAAUAAGGCUUUUCAUGUUCUGGGAGCCUCAGUUCAUUUAAAACUCUUCUUUUAAAACUUGUGUGCUGAGAGUUAAGCAAAACCUUUUUUUUUGUCUUCAUGAGUUGCAAAAUUGAAUUCGUGAAGCUGAUGCGCUAACAGGUUUAUUUUAAGAAUUGUUUAGAAAAUGCUGUUGCUUCAGGUUCUUAAAAUCACAGCGCUCCAAUUCUAAUCAAAUUGUUGGAGGCUUACCAGAGUUGGUCUGAGCUCAUACUAGGGGAAAAAAGCCACUGAAUCCUUUCCAAUAUAGCUGUGCAAAAAUUGCUCACUUGGAAGGUCAAAAUAUAACCAGAUCCAAAUCACCCCUGAGUGAUGGUGUUCUUUUCUGUAUAAAGUUCACUCUAGGAUUUUGAAGUAACCACCUAUUUUACUACAUACUAGUCAUGUGAAAUUUAACGUUAUUUUGUAAUAAAUAGCUAAUUUUAUUUGUAA